AUGGCCAAUUCUCAACGACUCCCUCCACAACAACCCAGCUAUAAUCAAGCUUAUAUGCCAAAUGGUGCUGUAGCAGGUCAUACUGGUAUUCCACCUGGAGCUACUCCUUUACUCCCAAAUAACGGUAGAAUCAUACAAACUGGAGGCGUGAGAGUUCUGUGCGUGGCAGACGUACGAGGAAAUUUAAGAUCACUUAACGAACUCGCAAAGCAAGCACGCGCGGAUCAUAUUAUUCAUACUGGAGAUUUUGGUUUCUAUGAUGACACCUCUCUGGAUCGCAUUGCUGAAAAGACCCUCAAACAUGUCGCCCAAUAUUCUCCACUCAUUUCAGAAGCUACGAAAAAAGCAAUCGCAUCACCAGGCGGGCCAGUAAAGUCAAGAUUUAGUCCUGGCGAUCUCCCACUUUCCGAGUUACCACAAUUUCUAAAUGGCAGUCUUAAGCUUGAUGUACCAGUCUACACAGUCUGGGGUGCAUGUGAGGAUGUGCGAGUUCUUGAAAAGUUCAGAUCGGGCGAAUACAAGGUUGAUAAACUUCACAUCAUUGAUGAGGCACGCUCAAUGCUUUUGGAAAUCGGAGGUGUUAAGUUGAGACUUCUAGGUCUUGGUGGCGCAGUUGUCAUGCACAAACUUUUCGAUAACGGUGAGGGUAGAACUACAAUUGCUGGUGGGCAAGGAACCAUGUGGACUACACUUCUUCAAAUGGGCGAGUUGGUAGAUACAGCCAAUCGUGUAUACGACCCCACCGAAACCCGCGUAUUCAUCACCCAUGCAUCUCCAGCUCGCGAAGGUAUUUUGAAUCAGCUUUCAGUAACCCUCAAGGCCGACUUCUCGAUAUCCGCUGGAUUACAUUUCAGAUAUGGAAGCUCUUACAAUGAAUUCAGUGUCAAUCCUACCUUGGAUCAUUAUCGCGGCAAGCUCGCGGCAUCCAAAGCUUCCUUCAAUGACGUAUGGGAGACUGUCAAGAGCGAGGUUCAACCGGCCAUUUCUCAAAAUGAAGCCCAGCAAAACCUCCUUAACAAUGCCCUUGGCAUAGUAGAGAAGAUGCCAAGCACCGCACAUGGAGGCAACCCGUUCGGUGGCCCUGUCGGUGGUUCUAAUGCCGCUACUUUAGGUCAAGUCGAUGAGAGCGCAUUCAAAAAUAUGUGGAACUUCAACUUGGCUGAUGCUGCGUUUGGAUGGUUAGUUCUGGAAGUACAGGAUGGUCGUAUUGGUACCGAAAUGCGAGCCCAAGGAUUUAACUUCGCUCAUCGAGGUGCGAAACAGCAUCCAGGCCACCAACAGCAGCAAGCCCAAGCUCCUGCUACCGGCUCUGGAACACCUGGAUCAAGCCAAACCCUUGUAUCCUCAGCACCACCGACCGGUCCAGCUCAGCGUUCACCUGCCGCACAACCUCCAGCGCAGCCAUAUGUUCAGCGCGGACAAAACCAACAACAAACCAGAGCUCCACCAGCUGGUCCUGAGCGUACUGCAGAGUCUCCAGCUCCAUUCCAAGCCAAGCCCGCUACACCACAACCGGCCCAAAAUAAUGUUGUCAAUCUUCCAGCUGCCAAGGAGAAUGAGAAAGCUCCUGUGACCACAAAUGGCGCAGAAAACUCGUCCCCAGCGGCCAAACCUUCAGCUGAACAAAUUAUUGGUCUGUUCGUUAUGAACGUGACCUCCGAAGAUCAUGUUCGAGAGUUGUUCCAUGACGAUGAUAAGGCGAAGAUCAUUAGAAUCGAUAAAUGGGGUACAUCGAACAAGGUUGCUGUCUUCAAGACAACUCAGGAAAGAGAUGAUGCUCUAGGUCGUCUACCUUCAGAGGUAACGCAACGUAGCAGUGAGGACCGUUCAAGGCCUUUGGUGAAGCUAUUCCAGGUUAGAGAUAAUAGUAAGUCGUACUCUUCAAGCCGUGGAGGUGCAGGCAGCUGGGGAAGCAGCAGGGGUGGCAACAGCAGUGCCCCUCGAGGGGGUUACGGAAGUGGAGGUGCAAGCGACAGUGAAGGUGGUCGCGGCGCACGAGGCCGAGGUGGAUCUACACGUGGACGAGGAAGUGAUAGAGGUAGAGGAGGACGCGGCGGACGGGGUGGUUUCAACAAGGAAGGUGGAGCAUCUCCUGCUCAAGCUUCAGCAACACCAGCAGGAGCUGAUUCUUGA
Molecule: messenger RNA, 2133 nt
Organism: Sclerotinia sclerotiorum 1980 UF-70
Lineage: Eukaryota; Fungi; Ascomycota; Leotiomycetes; Helotiales; Sclerotiniaceae
Exons: 4
Coding region: 1-2133 (710 amino acids)
Source: RefSeq, a predicted model, not a curated record